Vicia faba (fava bean) is the source of this 1017-nucleotide messenger RNA. The record is from the annotation of a GenBank genome assembly. NCBI's taxonomy places the organism in Eukaryota, Viridiplantae, Streptophyta, Magnoliopsida, Fabales, Fabaceae.
AUGGAACCAAAGUGGGGAACCAUUCUAACGCCGUCCUCCAUUUUCUCCGGCUUCGAAGAUCUCAAGUGGAUCACGGAGUUCGAUCACGAACUCUUCACAAAGCGGCCAGUUACAGUUGAAACGGAAACCGAUUCAGCGAACGACGUAGACGUGAAACCGUUUAAAGUGGAUCCGUUCACCGGCGUCGGUGAUGUUUGCUCCGGUAUCGUCGCUGACGCCGCCGAUUUUCAUAAUCUGGAUACGGUAACUUCAUUUUCAACUUGUGGUGAACCAACAAAUAAUACUUUUGUAUCCUCCCAAAACCUCACUCCCAAGCAUUCUACCAUCACUGCAACUAUUGAUUCACAAUCAUCCAUUUCUCCUACCGUUACGAGUCCAGUGUCAGCUAAUAAACCAAGCAGUAGAGAAAAUCAAACCAAAGGAUUAACUACAACAAGUGGUUCUUCACGUGAUCCAUCUGAUGUAGAUGAUGAAGCAGGUCCUUGUGAACAAAGCACAAACCCUAUUGAUAUGAAGCGUCUUAGAAGGAAGGUGUCGAAUCGCGAUUCUGCUAGAAGGUCUAGAAGAAGAAAACAAGCACAUUUGGCAGAUCUGGAGGUUCAGGUUGAGCAACUGAGGCUGGAAAAUUCAAGCCUAUUUAAACAGCUUACAAAUGCCAGUCAACAAUUUCGUGAUGCUAAUACAAACAACCGAGUUCUAAAAUCAGAUGUUGAAGCUUUGAGGGCUAAGGUGAAGUUAGCAGAGGAUAUGGUCUCUAGGGGCACUCUCCCCACUUUUAACAACCAGCUUCUCCAAAAUAAUAAUCAAUUGAGCACCACUCCACCACAAAUCAAUAAUGGUCUCCGCUGCAUGGCGCAUGUUUCGCCCACCAUCACCGUCCAUGGAAAUGAUGCUUCAUUCGGGGUUACUGGACAGAAUUCAGCUAUUGGACUUGGAGACUUCCAUAUAUCUUGCAGUGAUUUCAAUAAUGGAGUUAAUAAUGAUGCUGUGAGCUCUUUGACUAGCAUAUGGCAGUAA